UGUGGGUUUAUAAACUCUGUGACAAUACGCUUGUAAUUGAAAUCUAGCGUUAGCACUCCUGCUACAACCAGGCGGUCGAUGUGUUGUUGCUACGGUUAAUAAGUGGCAUUUCCCCUCCCCACACACACUGUUCAGUGGUGGUAUGCGAUUUUAAAUGGUCAAAUGUACAGAGGCACAUCGAGAUAGAGAGCCAAGGAUGUCUCAUUACACAGACGAGCCUCGCUUCACCAUCGAGCAGAUCGACCUGCUCCAGAGGCUGCGGCGUACGGGCAUGACCAAGCAGGAGAUCCUCCACGCCCUGGACACCCUAGAUCGGCUGGACCGCGAGCACGGGGCCAAGUUUGGACAUCGCACCUCCUACGGGGGAGGAGCAAGCAGCUCUGUGUCAGACCCUAAUUGCACCACCUCCAACAACACUACAGCCACCACCUCCUCGUCCAGUAUUACUGUUGAUGAUAAUAAUAAUAAUAAUAAUUCCACCAGUGGGAGCAGUGAGGUUAACAACAUCACCCUGGCCUCUUCCUGCACCAACUCUACCGUCGCACAGACACAGUACCUCUCACCGCGCGGGGGGCUGUCCCCGUCGCCUAGCAACAGCUACGACACCUCCCCACUGCCCUCCGCCGUCCGCCACUCCCCAGUGUCACUGGUCACCAUGGCGCAGAACGGUGGGCGGGACAGCCUGGCGGCGACGCCCAAUGGGAAGCUCUCGCCGCCACGGUACCCGGUGAACAGUGCAGCGGCUGCCAGGGCGUUCGGGUUCGAGGCAACUGAGGAGGAGCUGGAAAUCGAUGACAAGGUGGAGGAACUCAUGAGGAGAGACGGCAGCAUCGUGAAGGAGGAGAUCAAGUCGUUCCUGGGGAACAGGAGAAUCUCUCAGGCUGUGGUGGCCCAGGUCACAGGAAUCAGUCAGAGCAGGAUCUCUCAUUGGUUGCUUCAACACGGCUCUGACCUCAGUGAACAGAAGAAGAGAGCUUUCUACCACUGGUACCAGCUAGAAAAGACCUCCCCAGGUGCCACUCUAAACAUGCGCCCCGCCCCCAUGGCUAUGGAGGAAAUGGAGUGGAGACAGACCACACCCCAUAUAAGUACCGCCCCAGGAAUCUUCCGGCUACGCAGAGGAAGUCGUUUUACCUGGAGGAAAGAAUGUCUGGCUGUGAUGGAGAGCUACUUCAAUGACAACCAGUACCCUGACGAAGCUAAGAGAGAGGAGAUCUCUAACGCCUGCAACGCUGUCAUCCAGAAACCAGGGAAGAAGCUAUCGGACCUGGAGAGAGUCAGCUCCCUUAAAGUCUACAACUGGUUUGCCAACCGACGCAAGGAGAUCAAGAGACGAGCUAAUAUUGAAGCCACGAUCCUGGAGAGCCAUUGGAUAGACGUCCAGAGUCCUGGAGGACAUUCCAACAGUGACGACAUCGAUGGAGGCGACUACACGGAACAGGCCUGUGACCUGCCCUACUUCGACAAGAGACCCAUGGCCAGGCCCUUUGGCUUCUACAGGCUGGAGCCCACUUCACCCACACAGGACGAUGGUACUGACCACCAGGACCCCAUCUCUCUGGCUGUGGAGAUGGCCGCAGUCAACCAUACCAUCCUGGCUCUGUCCCGGACCGGAGGGGUGCCCAGCAACAUCAAGACAGAGGUCCCGGACGAUGACUGAAGAGGUGGUUACUACCGGACAGUAACUGGGAGGAAGGAGUGGAGAGGGAACGGUAAUAGCCAAGAGAGGAUAGGGGGUGUGUGGGUGGGUGUGUGUGCGCGUGAGAGAGUGUUUGUGGUUCAAGGAAUGUGAAGAUGACCAAAUUAAGCUAUCAAACUCCAGCUACCCUUCUUCCCCUUGUUCUCAGCCCCUCCACGGUCCCAGUGAACUGUACCCUCCUUCCCCUUGUUUUCAGCCCCUCCACGGUCCCAGUGAACUGUACCCUGUCUUGUCUCUCAUCGGAGUGAAAAAGUUGAGUGGAGGAUAAUAAAUGGCUGUUUUUCUCUGGACCUCCACCCCGAUAUGGUGCCACUGGCCCUGGGGCCCUGGUCAAACCGUCUUCCCACUCCUCCUCUCUGAGCCCGGACCCACAUACCUCAAUCCUGCUGUACUGUAUAUAUGGUAUCUGUUCUCAUCAGAGACAUAGAAUAGAAGUCUGUUCUAGAAUAGAAGUCUGUUCUAGAACAUUCUAGAAUAGAAGUCUGUUCUAGAAUAGAAGUGAUACCAUUUCUAUGGUUCUCAUACUGUCUCAUCGUGUGCUGCCCUGAACCCAUUUCCUUGUGCAAUGCAUUGGUAGUGCAUCAGUGGCCUCUUACUAACACUGCUGGAAGAGAGGGAGGGAUGUAGUUUAUCACCCUGCCAAAGAACAGUCAGUUGACUACUCAUCUGUGGAUUGGACUGUUCUGAUUGGACUAGACUGUUCCCGACUGUUCAAUGUAUCCUGCAGUCUACAGCUUUCAUUCCUACUGGAAUCUUAACGUUUGGUUGGUAAACCAUUGACAUUAUGAAUUGUCCCAUGUUUGUUGUGUUCUUUUUUAAAUGGAAUGGCCACCAGAAAUACAGAAGUCCAUUUUCUGCAGCGGACGGUUAAGUGCAUGCGUCAGAAAGUGAUCUGAAAGCCGGCAGUACCCCCCCCACCACCCCCCCAAGGCCAAAUGAGAGACACAGCACAUUUCUGAUCAGUUUAGCCUUGUAGGUCAGUGGAUAUUAAAGGGACAAUCUGUGA
This is a messenger RNA of Oncorhynchus tshawytscha (Chinook salmon), 2705 nucleotides long. RefSeq names its product homeobox-containing protein 1-like. Lineage: Eukaryota; Metazoa; Chordata; Actinopteri; Salmoniformes; Salmonidae. Bases 155 to 1660 code for a protein of 501 amino acids. The transcript is spliced from 9 exons. Gene Ontology annotation, cellular component: nucleus. The record is from RefSeq and is a predicted model, not a curated record. Gene Ontology annotation, biological process: positive regulation of DNA-templated transcription. Gene Ontology annotation, molecular function: double-stranded telomeric DNA binding.